CCGCCUUCGUAUCGCGAGUCUGACGCACUGGUCGAUGCUGAAGAUGUCAUACACCCACCAGAUCCGACUGCCGGCUUUGCCCACUUAGAUCUUGAUGCGCAUAAGGUCAGCGGAGUUCCAACCGAGGCCGAAUGCAUCGCUCAUCUCAAGUUCCUCGAAUCCCUUUACCGGCUUCGUCAGAACAUCGCUUCCAGCGACGGUUUAUUCGGAGUCACAAAUGAGUUCAUCGUUGGUGCCGAUAUAUCCGACAGCGACAAAGCAGAACUGCUUGCCAAGAUUGGCGAGAAGCGCUGGGCAAUAUUCGUCACCCGGGCGGUCGAUCGCUUCAGCACGUGGUGGAAUCAAAUUCUGGGACCGCUCAGUGAUGCUUGCACGACAGAGCGCGUUCAGAAUGACCUCGGACUACGAUUGAGCGACAGACUUGGUGCUCCUUCGAUCAGCAUCGCGGCCGAAACACUGCCUCCGCUAGACGUCCUCAUGGUCUGGCACUCUUACAUGCUGAAUCCUCGAGACUACCUGGAGGACUGCUUACGUCACAAUAAGAUGGCUCUCUGGCACACUCGCUUGCCUUGGAAAACAAUCUCCUCCGCCAUUAAUCCUACUACGUUCGAAUUCGCGGCAGACCCUGCGGCAGAGCUCUAUUUCCAGGCCUACACCGGACUGAACUGGGACCCAUUGUCAACACAUGAUGUAGCAUCUUCACUCGACCACACCCUCUCCAACGGUGAUGGCUAUUGCGACAGGAAUUUCUGGACAGCAUGUCGGGAAUGUAACACUUCCAUAGAUCAUGAACGCCUCGAAGUAGCCAAAUUCAAGGACGAUGUCCAUGAGCUACGCUUCCAAGACAAACCCAUGGCUGGCACUGUGCUUGGGGUCAAUGGCAUCCCGUUGAGGACCUACGGCAUCGACGACAUGACGACACUCCAUUUUGUGAAAGCGCCGAACGCAGUGUGCAGACACAACUUUGUUAGAAGACGCAUUUUCGAUCCUGACGUUCAAUUGAAAUCUCUUCAAGACGUUCGGACCAUCAUCGACAAAGCUUGCACAGAUGCGGCUGUUCUGGCCUCAUUCCAAGAAGGUCGAGUUCGAACGAUGUGGCGGCUGGAGAAAGUCGCUAUCAGGCGGAUGAUGUCUAGAUACUGGAACAACAGCUCCCCAUUCGCUCUGGAUUUGGUGGGUGCGGUCGUCCGGCAGGGCGCAUUCAUUUCGAAGAUGCACCAGAUCGAUUGGCUUCACUCGCCGGCAGUCAAAACAACCGCCAAGAGAAUCGUGGUCAAAUACCAACGCUUCAUGAUGCUCAUCAUGAGGAACAAAGGCAAGAUGGCGGUUCCAACCUUGGAUGUAGAUCUGGCAUGGCACACCCACCAGCUUUCCCCAGCCAGAUACAUGGCUUAUACGGUGCAGGGAAAUGGCACAUUGAUCGAUCACGAUGAUAAAAUCUCCGAAGCGAGACUGAACGAUCAGUUCGCCUGGACGAGUUCGGCUUAUCAGAGAAUGUUUGAUGAGCCCUAUUCGGAAUGCACCUGUUGGUACUGCGAGGCGGUACGGGAGAGCCACACACAUGGCCUCUCCAGGCUCUUCAAUCAUCGAGCUGUCAAAGCCAACGAAAGCCUCCAUCUUGCAUCGUCAGAAGCGGACCCCAGCAAGAGCGUCCACGUUUCAACCCACAACGUCGUCCGUCCCACCGGCGAUGAUCCCGCAUACUCCCUCUAUUCCAAGGCGCAGACGGACAACUUGGAAUAUCACUACCAGCGAGCUUGUGAGCGUGCCAGGAAGAAAGGUCGGCCUCCACCCAAGCGUUCCGACUAUUACUACUCAGAUGCAUAUGGCUACCCUGUGUAUAUCCCCGCCAUCGGUUACCUGCCAUACUACCCAGCUUACUACCCCGUCACGCCUGGCUGUGCGACGCUCGACGCCGGCGCCGCAGGAAACUGUUGUGCUGGGAUGUGUGGUAACGCUCAGAUGGUUGGAUCGGCUCCGGUUGGGGGCGGAUGUGGCACCGGCGGUGGUUGCAGCAAUGGUGGUUCAUGUGGUAGUGGAGGCGGGGGAGGAGACAGCGGUGGAGGCGGAGGUGGAGGCGGAGGCUGCGGAGGAGGCGGUGGAGGUUGUGGA
Messenger RNA from Dissoconium aciculare CBS 342.82, 2112 nucleotides. RefSeq lists its product as uncharacterized. The record is from RefSeq and is a predicted model, not a curated record. The transcript has 2 exons. Lineage: Eukaryota; Fungi; Ascomycota; Dothideomycetes; Mycosphaerellales; Dissoconiaceae. The annotation marks the transcript as partial.